AUGGGUGACUACUCGAAAGCACUUGAAUUUUACGAAAAAUCACAUAAAAUAAAAGAAAAAGCUCUGCCUCCGAAUCAUCCCGAAUUGGCUAUUUCCUACAACAACAUCGGUCAAGUGUAUAACGCCAUGGGUGACUACUCGAAAGCACUUGAAUUUUACGAAAAAGAUCUCGAAAUCAAGAAAAAAGCUCUACCUCCGAAUCAUCCCGAUUUGGCUACUUCCUACAACAACAUCGGUCUCGUGUAUAACAAGAUGGGUUACUACUCGAAAGCACUUGAAUUUUAUGAAAAAUCACAUAAAAUAAGAGAAAAAGCUCUGCCGCCGAAUCAUCCCGAUUUGGCUAUUUCCUACGGCAACAUCGGUCAAGUGUAUAAUAACAUGGGUGACUACUCGAAAGCACUUGAAUUUUACGAAAAAUCACAUAAAAUAAUAGAAAAAGCUCUGCCUCCGAAUCAUCCCGAUUUGGCUAGUUCCUACAACAACAUCGGUUUCGUGUAUAACAAGAUGGGUUACUACUCGAAAGCACUUGAAUUUUACGAAAAAUCACUUAAAAUAAAAGAAAAAGCUCUGCCUCCGAAUCACCCCUCAUUGGCUACUUCCUACAACAACAUCGGUGGAGUGUAUAGAAACAUGGGUGACUACUCGAAAGCACUUGAAUUCUACGAAAAAUCACAUAAACUCCUCGAAAAAGCUCUGCCUCCGAAUCA
This is a messenger RNA of Rotaria sordida, 707 nucleotides long. Lineage: Eukaryota; Metazoa; Rotifera; Eurotatoria; Philodinida; Philodinidae. The record is from the annotation of a GenBank genome assembly.